Arabidopsis lyrata subsp. lyrata is the source of this 1577-nucleotide messenger RNA. RefSeq lists its product as uncharacterized. NCBI's taxonomy places the organism in Eukaryota, Viridiplantae, Streptophyta, Magnoliopsida, Brassicales, Brassicaceae. Bases 289 to 1419 code for a protein of 376 amino acids. The transcript has 2 exons. The record is from RefSeq and is a predicted model, not a curated record.
UAUAACCGAAAUGGAAACCGAAUUCGUCUUGGUUUGAUUUAUUUGGUUAUGAUUUCUUUAAUUGAUUACGUUUAACGGAAAUCGAAUCAAACUCCCUAAGUCUGACUAGCAAUUAACUGAAGAAACAGAGGAACCGUUUUGUGCCAUUAAUAAAGCGAGAAUGCAAAAAUGGAAAUUUAGGGUAAUAGGAAAAAAAUGGAAGUUUUGAGAAAGUAAGGAAGUAUAUGAAGCAAACAAGGGUUGGAUUCUAGGGUUUUGGUUAGCCGUCUAGGGUUUUCAAUUUUAACAAUGUCUCAGCUUUUGGGUCGAAUCGCUAAGAUCUCCUCACUUGUGAAGAAGCAGAGACUCUGUUUCAGUGAAUUGCGGUCUUUCUCCACGGCGGCGACGCCGUAUCUGCUUUUCUGUGAGACCAACUACAGGAUGGCGAGGACACCAUUUGGUGGAGCAGUGGUCGACAUUAACCUGUAUGAUCCGAGGAAGAAGGAAACAGUGAAAGUCCCCGACCAAUAUCUGUCCAAGGAGCUCCAAUGUACGAUGAAGAUGGGAUCUUCGAGGGGAUGGGUUGUUGCGAGAAACAUAUUCGACUCCACAUUGCAUCUCACUAAUAUGUUCAACCCUUGUGCCUCUGUUUCGUCACAUAAUGUUAUCACUCUGCCUCCAUUGGAGGAUGAUGCUAAAGCUCGUAUCUCCAGUAUCUCUCUCUCAGCCUCCCCAGACCAGAAAGAUUGUAUAUUGGCAGCCAAGUCCUCUAGUAGUCCAUUCCUCAGCCUGUGGCGGCCUGGUGACUCGGCUUGGACACGCAUCAAGGUCCCGUUUCCUGCCUCCAAGGUGAUAAUGUAUUCUGCGAGAGACCGCAAGUUCUAUCUCCUCCCAAGGGAGAGUAAGGAAGAGUAUGAGGGUCCCAUUGAUCUCAUCAACACUAGCUCCGACGACUUCCCUCAGGUGACUCUGUACCAGAGAUUCCCUAACUCUGACAUCCCCGUGAGUAGACAAGAACAGCUUGCCUCUACUAUCAAGACUCAAUACCUGGUCGAGUCACCUUCUGGCGACUCCUUCAUCGUUUACUGGUGUAAUGAGAGAUCCUUAUAUUUGAAGGAAGGAGAAGUGGAGCCGUGGAACGGCAAGAACCCCCCUCCUAUAAGGAUCUCUUGCAGGAGUAAGACCAGAACCUUUGUGGUGUUUAGACAAGACCUUGAGCAAGGGUUCGGUUCAUACACUGAAGACAUUGGCGAUCUCUGCAUUUUCCUAGGCCAAAGGGAGGCCUUUUGCUUCUCUGCAACCGAAUAUCCCGGACUUCACCCUAAUUCUGUCUACUAUGCAAGCUCGGGCACUGGGUUUGGUUACUACGACCUCUCCUCCAACACUCUCCACGACGUUAUCCAUGAGGCCCCUUUCUCGUGGCUUGCCCCUCUCCAGUGAAUAUAGCUUAUUUGCUCAUAAACUGUUGUAACUUAUGUGUUGUUUUAUACCUUUUCCGACUAUUUUAUAUUAAUUCGGGAUUUGUUUGUAUGUUUAACUUAUGACAAUCUCGACAAGGAUCCUGACAUAUUCUCUCGCUAAUUAAUCUCAUUUGUAUA